AUGGGGCAAGGCUACUCCCUCACAACCCUUUCAACGGGUUCGGCUGGGAUAGAUAUCCCCGAGCUGUCAGACCUGAUGUAUGAGAGGUCUAUGGGUGGCGGCCGGUUCAUGAAAAGUAUCCGAGCAAGACAGCAAAAUGGCCUCGUUCUUGUAAAGGUAAUCAUGAAGCCUUACCCCAGCAUGAAGCUAGAGUCCUAUGUCAAAGCCAUCAUUCGGGAGCGCAAGCUACUUUCUGAUGUCCCAAAUGCUUUGAGCCAUCAAAGAAUUUUGGAGACCGGCACCGGGGGUUAUCUGGUUCGCCAAUAUAUUCACAGCUCUCUAUAUGACCGGAUGAGCACUCGACCAUUUCCAGAAGAAAUCGAGAAGAAAUGGAUUGCAUUUCAACUUUUAUGUGCUCUUCGGGAUUGUCACUCAUUGGAUGUUUUCCAUGGCGACAUCAAGACAGAGAACAUCUUGGUGACAUCAUGGAAUUGGCUGUACCUCACAGACUUCUCCUCGUCUUUCAAGCCCACAUUCUUGCCGCAGGACAAUCCUGCAGACUUUUCUUUUUAUUUUGAUACCUCAGGUCGACGAACGUGCUAUCUGGCCCCUGAGCGGUUCCUCGAGGCCGGUGAGGAACCAGGGAAUAGGCGUCUCAACUGGGCCAUGGAUAUAUUCAGUGCUGGCUGCGUGAUUGCAGAGCUGUUUCUAGAAGCGCCCAUCUUCACCCUAAGCCAGAUGUAUAAAUACCGCAAAGGCGAAUACAGUCCGCAACACAGCCAGCUGGUCAAAAUUGAGGACCCGGAGAUCCGAGAGAUGAUCCUCCACAUGAUUCAGCUUGAGCCAGAGUCGAGAUAUUCUGCUGAAGAAUACCUGAACUUUUGGAAAAAUAAAGCUUUUCCGGAGUAUUUCUACAGCUUUCUUCAUCAGUACAUGUCUUUGAUGACAGACCCUUCGUCGGGCAGGGCGCAAGUGGAAGCGGAAUCAGCAAACCGGGGCGAGUCAGAUGACAGGAUUGAGAGGGUUUACUACGAUUUUGAUAAAAUCUCUUACUUCCUGAGUGCAUCUUCGAGGCCUGUGAAAGACGGCUCCGGUCGCAGUAACUCCAGGCUUACUGGGAACGGGUUCCCGAUCCACCUUGAUCUCCCGAACUACGGGCCACAGGCUGCGAAGUCUCAGCUCCGAACUGACGAUGGCGUUCUGAUCUUCUUAACCCUUGUCGUGUCUAGUCUGCGCAACACAGCAAGGGCAUCUGCCCGAAUCAAAGCUUGCGAUAUCCUGCUCGCUUUUGCAGAGAGAUUGUCGGAUGAGGCGAAGCUUGAUCGUAUUUUGCCUUACAUUAUGAUCCUUCUAAACGACCGCACGGAUAGUGUGAAAGUUGCUGCCAUUCGUGCUCUUGCGCAGCUACUGGAGAUGGUGCAGGUCGUCUCGCCGGUGAACGCGUAUCUCUUUCCAGAAUACAUCUUCCCUCGGCUGCAACCGUUCGUCUCUAGCUCCAGCUCCAAUCCCAGCCCGAUGGUGCGCGCUGCGUAUGCCUCCUGCAUCUCUUCACUAGCGCAAUCUUCUCUGAGAUUCUUAGAUAUGAUCCAGGCUCUGCGCUCUGAUACUCGUCUUUCCGCCCUUAUACCGGCCGGGUCCGAGCCAAGAUGGACCGAGGAUGCCACCUUUCACAAUCUCUAUGACGUUGCGAGGGUAGACCUUCUCGAAUAUUUUGAGAACCAUACCAAAGCUCUCCUUACCGACACCGACACAUCUGUCCGCCGUGCAUUCUUAGGCUCAGUGCCCAGUCUGUGUGUGUUCUUCGGCAACCUUAAGACGAACGAAGUGAUCUUGAGUCAUCUGAACACUUAUUUGAAUGAUCGGGACUGGAUCUUAAAAUGUGCGUUCUUUGAAGCAGUAGUCGGAGUCGCAGCUUACGCUGGAAGUACGAGUUUGGAGCAGUACAUAUUGCCUUUGAUGAUUCAAUCUAUGACCGAGCCCGAGGAAUUUGUUGUUGAGAGAGUGCUUCGGUCCCUGGCAGCGAUGGCUGACCUUGGUCUUUUCCAGCGAUCGACCACUUGGGAGGUCCUCCAGAUCGUCGUGCGUUUCUUAGUCCAUCCAAAUACGUGGAUUCGUGAAGCAGCCGUUUGCUUCAUCAUCAAUAGCGCAAAGCAUCUGUCCGUUGCCGACAAGUACUCAAUCCUGGGCCCUCUCGUCCAACCAUACUUGAGAGUCAACAUUGUAGUUUUCUCCGAAGAGAAACUGCUUGAUGGUCUCAAGAAACCAUUAUCAAGGAGUGUUUAUGACCUGGCCUUCGUUUGGGCUUCUAAAGCGGAGAAAGGUCUUUUCUGGAAGUCGACAGCUCGAGAUGAAGUGUUCAGUGUGGGCGGCACUGACCAUUUUCUUCCGAAGGGAGGCCAAAAGAUCCCAAACUUCUCACACAGCGCGCAACCCAAAAACGAGGAGGAUGAGCAGUGGCUAUCUAGGCUAAGGAACAUGGGACUCGGUCCAGAUGACGAAUUCAAGUUGCUCGCUCUACGAGGCUACAUUUGGGGUGUGUCUUUGCGCCAGAUGAAAGACUCCGACAAUGCGGUGUCCUCACUGAACAACGUAAUUGCCCUGACUCAAUACGGAGUGACACCUCAAACAGUCUUUUUUGAUAAGCAACAGAGCGUCAAGCCCCACGGUACUCUCUUACCCAAAGUUGACGAUGCUGGAUUGGGAGAACGCAAGCCGCACACUAUCACCGAUGCCUUGUUGGAUGCGUCAACUACCAUUGACAGCGCAUCUCACGCUCGUCGGAGACAUUUGAGGACGCGCAGCCAGCUGCAGAGAGAUGCAGGGGACGCCAACGAGACCCCAAGACAGGAGGCACAUGACAAUCUUCGCGCUGAGAAUCCUCAUGGGCUCUCCCCGGUGGCAUCGUCACCAAGUGCUGCAGAACCUCGUCCCCUAUCGCCUCCCAACUCCGAUGCGGAACGAAGGGGCAGCGUGGGCAGACAGAGUCCUGGGCAGGACAGCCCGUCGACUCCAACGGAAGCGGGAAGUCCGGCUGUCAAAAACAAUCAUCUCACAACCCACGUGGAGAGGAAGUCAAGCGCGAUCAGUCUCCUCAAUCGCAAAGAAUCAUCAAAAGCGUAUGCGGAAACUAGUACGAGUUCGGCAAAUGCAUUCGGCAAAGUGGAUGUGCCAUCCCAGCGUCACUCACCACAGCCGUCAGCAUUGACUCUGGCGCACGAAAAGAAAGCUCGACUCAAUGAACCGCAGCACUACCGUGCUAGUCAUUCCUACGCAGGCAACGACCCGGUGAUUCUCAGGCUGCUGGACAGCGUUUUCGCAGAGAAUUACCCCACUGACCUUUUCGAUCUUGGUCCGUUUGUCAAGGAGGCAGACCCUCGCCGCCCGAUUAAGAAGGCCAGCGGCCACGGCGAGAACAAAGUCUGGAAGCCAGAAGGGAGUCUCGUCGCACUCUUUGGCGAGCACAGUGGACCGGUGAAUCGGGUGGUGGUAGCUCCAGAUCACGCCUUUUUCAUCACUGCAUCGGAUGAUGGAACCGUCAAGAUCUGGGAUACUACGCGACUCGAGAAGAACCUGACGCCUAGGUCCCGGCAAACAUAUCGUCACUCCAGCGAGGCCAAGGUGAAGACGCUGACCUUUGUCGAGAACACUCAUGCAUUCAUUAGCGGUGCCACUGAUGGGAGCAUCCAUGUCGUGAAGGUUGAUUACCAUAACGUCAAUGAGACGGUUCGAUACGGGAAGCUCCAGCUCGUACGUGAGUACCAACUGCCGGCAACUGACGAUGGGUCUGUCGAGUACGCGCUCUGGAUCGAACAUUUCCGCUCUGAUGCACAAUCCACGCUGUUGAUUGCGACCAACACCUGCCGCAUCCUGGCUCUGGAUAUGAAGACUAUGCUUCCCAUCUAUUCAUUGCAGAACCCUGUCCAUCAUGGCACACCGACAACGUUCUGCUGUGACCGAAAGCAUAACUGGCUGCUAGUAGGGACCACGCAUGGAGUCCUUGAUCUCUGGGACCUCCGGUUUCGGGUGCGUCUGAAGGCCUGGGGUCUCCCAGGUUCGGGUGCUAUCCUCAGGCUCCAGGUACAUCCUACAAAGGGACGUGGGCGGUGGGUUUGCGUCUCGAGCAGUGGGAGCCGCGGCAACGAGAUUACAGUCUGGGAUAUUGAAAAAGUUCGCUGUCGCGAGGUAUACCAUGCCGACUCGCCCGGCAGCAAUGCAGUUGGCAACGGAGGACCUGCCGCCUCUCCAGUUGAUAACCCCAAGGCGAAAUCAGCCUUUGCCAGCACCAGAGACUAUGAGCCCUGGCACGUCGAGAGCGACCGGCCGGAAGGAAUGCUCAGUCGGUUCGGCACGGAGGGACCAUUGUCGGGGGCCAUUGAGUCCUCGGGGCCAUCGGCGGCCAGCACUCCUGCCGGUAUCUGCGCCUUUGCCGUUGGCUAUGACUCGCCAGAGGAUGGCAAGGACAACAGCACCAGAUGCGGAUUUAUCGUGUCGGCGGGUUGCGACCGGAAGAUCCGCUUCUGGGACCUAGCUCGGCCCGAGCUUUCUAGUAUUGUCAGCGGCCAGGACAUUGUGUCGGAAGGGGGGAUGAGCGGCAAGCCACGCUACGAGUUGUCUCAACCACUGCCGAAUCUACUCGUGACUACAGAACACAUUCCCGGCCCUCCAGCGGCUAGCAGUGCGGGGAACAAGGGCAGCAGCAAGAAAGGGGGCGGUGCCAGGCUUCCACGUAGUACAGUGAUCAGUCUGCAGCAGCAGCAAUUGCUGAAGAGUCAUCUGGAUUUCAUCCAGGAUGUAGCGGUGUUGAGGGUGCCAUAUGGGAUGAUCAUCAGCGUGGACCGAGCGGGAAUGGUGUAUGUCUUUCAAUGA
This is a messenger RNA of Aspergillus viridinutans, 4845 nucleotides long. RefSeq names its product ubiquitin-binding serine/threonine protein kinase VPS15. The transcript has 3 exons. Bases 1 to 4845 code for a protein of 1614 amino acids. Gene Ontology annotation, molecular function: protein binding; protein serine/threonine kinase activity; ATP binding. The record is from RefSeq and is a predicted model, not a curated record. Gene Ontology annotation, cellular component: late endosome; phosphatidylinositol 3-kinase complex, class III, type II; phosphatidylinositol 3-kinase complex, class III, type I. Gene Ontology annotation, biological process: autophagy of peroxisome; protein phosphorylation; late endosome to vacuole transport. Lineage: Eukaryota; Fungi; Ascomycota; Eurotiomycetes; Eurotiales; Aspergillaceae.